CGAUCGUGACGAAUUGUCGUGAAGAAUCGAUCAUUUUGUUUCACAUUUAACAUUAGUUACGUCGUGACUCUUGAACAGUUAACUUGUAUCUCUUUUAAUAGUAGGAUGCCACAGAAGAUGCUUGUUCUUUUUCGAUGUUUAACAUAUGGCAUGUUAAUCGGCUUGUCACACGAAACCCCAUUAAUAGGCACUAAGGUGAGAGAUGUUCGACCAAAUGAGCUUCCGUUUGUCGUGUCGAUCGCAAGAAGAGCCCAAAGCAAUGACACCCAUUUCGUCAAUCGUCACUUUUGCACUGGAACGCUCAUAAGCAGGAGAAAUGUUUUGACUGCUGCACAUUGCUUCGCAAAAAAAUUGCUGAAUAACACGGAAGUUAUUGCUGGCUCGGCGGACGUUAGACUUGGUCACAAGUACUCCCUAGAAUCUGGGAUAACGUAUGACAACUGGAAAAAAAAUAAAACAGAGCUGAAAGACCUGUUCGUAAAUGAUAUCAUGGUUUUGACGUUAGCAGGUAAGGGAGUCGACUGUCCCGAAGGUCAUAUAGCUAAGAUAUUGACAUUCGCACCAACAGAUUUAUACGGUUCAACCGUUAGAAUUGCCGGGUGGGGCGAUUCUCUAGAUGACGUGCUACCAUUUGUUUUGACAACGGCAGUGUUGACAGUUCUAAGUAACGAGGAAUGUGGUAAUAGAACCAGUAAUUUGGCACGCAAAAAUAUGACUCCAUUGGAAAAUUUUUUCUGCAGUUUUGCAACGCCCUCCGUCGUAUCAAGCUGUGGUGACAGUGGAGCUCCGAUUCUCAAUAAACAGAAUCAACUAGUAGGCAUAAACAUAGGAAGCUGUCCGGCUCUCUUGGGUUACCCUGUAUGGUAUCAACGUCUGCAUCAAAUUAAUGUACAUCUCCAUCUGUAUUAUUAUAGAAAUUUCAUCCGGGAUGUCUUAAUAACCUCAUGAGAGACGUUUUUAAAUACCAUAUGACACUUUGUUUAUAGUUUUCAAGAUUGAAAAUAAAUAAACUUGGGUGGUUGUUUUACAAGAAAUCUA
This is a messenger RNA of Phymastichus coffea, 1038 nucleotides long. Its product is annotated as azurocidin-like. The transcript is spliced from 4 exons. Gene Ontology annotation, biological process: proteolysis. NCBI's taxonomy places the organism in Eukaryota, Metazoa, Arthropoda, Insecta, Hymenoptera, Eulophidae. Bases 106 to 948 code for a protein of 280 amino acids. Gene Ontology annotation, molecular function: serine-type endopeptidase activity. The record is from RefSeq and is a predicted model, not a curated record.